Messenger RNA from Geodia barretti, 642 nucleotides. The record is from the annotation of a GenBank genome assembly. Lineage: Eukaryota; Metazoa; Porifera; Demospongiae; Tetractinellida; Geodiidae.
AUGAACAAAGGCGUACUGGAAAAGUACAAAGACUACCUCCCGGUAACCGGCGACACGCCGAUGAUCUCCCUCGGAGAGGGGGAUACUCCCCUGGUGAAGUCGCACACUAUCGGCCCGAUGGUCGGGUGCGACGAGCUCUACUUCAAGCUCGAAGGGUGCAACCCGACCGGUUCGUUCAAAGACCGUGGAAUGGUGGUGGCGGUCGCCAAGGCGAUCGAGGCAGGCGGCCGGAGCAUCGCCUGUGCGUCAACGGGCAACACCAGCGCGUCAGCCGCCGCAUAUGGGGCGUACCUGGAUCUGCCGACGACCAUAAUAGUGCCCAAGGGCAACAUAUCGAGGGGGAAGAUGGCGCAGGCUAUAGCCUACGGCGCCCGCAUCAUGCUGAUUCGCGGCAGCUUCGACCACGCGCUCGAACUCGUCCGCGAGCUCACAGAGAGAAACCCCAUCACCCUCGUCAACUCAGUCAAUCCCAAUCGUAUCCAGGGUCAGAAGACAGCAUCGUUCGAGAUAGUCGAAGACCUUGGAACUGCCCCCGACUUCGUCUUCAUCCCGGUUGGCAACGCCGGCAAUAUCACCGCCUACUGGCUUGGCUUCCAGGAGGCGUACAUUAAAACGAGUGGUCCGCGGUGCGGCCGAGGAUGA